CCCGUUGAAGGUCCGUCAUAGAAGCAGUGCUUAUGAACAUUCUUUUACAUUCCAUCGAUUGUAAUUUGCUUUCUUCAUCCCAAUCGAUACAAAACCAAAUGCAAUCCUGUUUUCAAAUCCCUCAAUCUAUCUCCUCCUAAACGAAAGUUUCCUGCUUUUAGGGAUUAUUUUCGUUAGCUUACCAAUCUCCUCCUAAUGAACCCUCCGCCUCUGCUUCCACGUCACGUAGCCGCGGUUAUAAAAUGCCAGAGGGAUCCAAUGAAAGCGUUACAGAUCUUCAACUCGAUGAAAAAGGAGGAAACUUUCAAGCACACUCUAUCCACCUACCGCAGCGUGAUCGAAAAGCUCGGCCUUUUCGGUAAAUUCGACGCCAUGGAGCAGGUUUUAGUGGAUCUGCGGCGGAACAUCGGCAACCAUAUGCUCGAAGGUGUCUACGUCGGUGUGAUGAAAAGCUACGGUAAGAAAGGGAGAGUUCAAGAAGCUGUUAACGUCUUCGAAAGGAUGGAUUUUUAUGACUGCGAGCCGACUGUUUUCUCUUACAACGCUAUCAUGAGUGUGUUGGUUGACGGUGGGUACUUUGAUCAGGCUCACAAGGUGUAUAUGAGGAUGAGGGACAGAGGGAUAACGCCUGAUGUGUACUCGUUUACGAUUAGGAUGAAGUCGUUUUGUAAAACCGGUAGGCCUCACGCUGCGUUGAGGCUUCUUGGUAACAUGUCUUCUCAGGGGUGUGAGGUGAGUGCGGUUGCGUAUUGCACGGUGGUUGGUGGGUUUUUUGAGGAGAGUUUGAAGGUGGAGGCGUUUGAGCUGUUUAGGAAGAUGCUUGGAGCAAAUGUUUCUCUUUGCGUUAGUGCGUUUAAUAAGGUUGUGCACGUUCUUUGCAAGAAGGGAGAUGUUGAGGAGUGUGAGAAGCUGUUGGAGAAAGUUAUUAAAAGAGGCGUGUUACCGAAUCUGUUUACUUAUAAUUUUUAUAUUCUGGGGCUUUGUCAGAGAGGUGAGCUUGAUGCUGCUGUUCGUACGGUGGGUUGUCUGAUAGAGAAUGGACCAAAGCCUGAUGUUGUCACGUAUAACAAUCUAAUAUGUGGUUUAUGCAAGAGUGCUAAGUUUCAGGAGGCGGAGUUUUACUUAGGGAAGAUGGUGAACCAAGGGCUUGAGCCUGAUGGUUUUACCUAUAACACGUUAAUAGCUGGCUAUUGUAAAAGUGGAACGGUGCAGCUUGCGGAAAAGAUUCUAGGUAACGCUGUUUUCAACGGGUUUGCGCCUGAUGAGUUUACAUACCGCUCAUUGAUUGAAGGACUGUGCCACGAAGGCGAAACGAACCGUGCUUUAGCCUUGUUUAACGAGGCCUUGGGGAAGGGAAUAAAGCCUAAUGUGAUUCUUUACAACACGCUGAUCAAAGGGUUGUCUAAGCAUGGUUUGAUCCUGGAGGCUGCUCAGUUAGCGACUGAAAUGUCUGAGAAGGGUUUGGUCCCCGAGGUGCAGACUUUUAACAUACUGGUGAAUGGAUUGUGCAAGAUGGGAUGCGUUAAUGAUGCUGCUGGUCUUGUGAAAGUCAUGAUCUCCAAAGGGUACUUUCCUGACGUUUUCACGUUCAAUAUCUUGAUUCAUGGUUACUCUGCAGAGCUGAAAAUUGAAAAGGCGCUUGAGAUGUUGGAUGUUAUGAUAGACAAUGGCGUUGUUCCUGACGUGUAUACUUACAACUCUUUGUUGAAUGGUCUCUGCAAGACGUCUAAGUACGAAGACGUGAUGGAGACGUAUAAAACGAUGGUGGAGAAAGGUUGUGGUCCUAACGUAUUCACGUUUAAUAUACUUCUGGAGAGUCUGUGCAGAUACAAGAAACUAGAUGAAGCCUUGGGGUUGCUUGAGGAAAUGAAAAGGAAAAGUGUGGAGCCAGAUGCUGUUACGUUUGGAACUUUAAUCGACGGGUUCUGCAAAAACGGAGACUUGGAUGGAGCAUACAAGUUGUUACGGAAGAUGGAAGAGGUUUAUGAGGUUUCAAGCUCAACGGCGACGUAUAACAUCAUCAUCCGUGCUUACACUGAGAAGUUAAAUGUUGCUAUGGCCGAAAAGCUUUUCCGAGAGAUGGUUGGUCGUUGUCUUGUGCCUGAUGGAUACACGUACCGGGUUAUGGUUGAUGGUUAUUGCAAAACGGGGAAUGUUGAGUUGGGGUACAGGUUUUUGAUGAGGAUGAUGGAAGAUGGGUUUGUUCCAUCGCUCACAACGCUUGGGCGUGUGAUAAACUGUCUUUGCGUGGAGGAUAGAGUUUAUGAGGCUGCUGGUAUUAUCCAUCGGAUGGUUCAGAAAGGGGUGGUACCUGAGGCUGUGAAUACUAUUUUUGAUUUUGACAAAAGGGAGGUGGCUGCUCCUAAGCUUGUCUUGGAGGAUCUGUUGAAGAAGGGGUGUAUUACGUAUUAUGCUUAUGAGCUUCUCUUUGAUGGCCUUAGAGAUAAAAGGCUACGCAAGAAAAAGGGUUUCACAGUUGUAGCCAUAUGAAUCUGAUGCAGUGGCUUAACAUCAAUGUGUAUUAAGUGGCAAUAGAGCAUGGAGAUACCACAAACGCUUUAUUUAGUCUCAUUCUCAUACAUUAGUAGCUGCUACAAGUCCAAAAUGGAUGUCUCAGGGAAUUAUUUUUUUACUUUCAAAGCCUGCUGGAGAUGCUCUUGUCUACACUUCUGGAGAAAGGUCACCAACCUAUCAUGUGGCACUUCGACUUCUUUGAUCACAGGCAGCUGUUGCAGCUGCUCUAUCCAGUUGUAUAAAGUUGGAGUGUUCACUGGAUCGAUUAUCUCUACACCUAUUGCUUCAUGAACAGCUUUGUAGACUCCAAAACUAGCGAU
Molecule: messenger RNA, 2834 nt
Organism: Brassica oleracea var. oleracea
Lineage: Eukaryota; Viridiplantae; Streptophyta; Magnoliopsida; Brassicales; Brassicaceae
Product: putative pentatricopeptide repeat-containing protein At1g74580
Exons: 2
Coding region: 196-2490 (764 amino acids)
Molecular function (GO): protein binding
Source: RefSeq, a predicted model, not a curated record